UCCUUUAACACUCCCCCACCUCCGCGGUUCCACUGCUCUACUCAUUCAAAUUUUAACACCACCCCAGUUUCCCAUUCUCUCAAUCUCGGAUAGGGUUUAUCAUUUUGUUUUGUUAAAUCAAAUACUAAGAUUCAAAAGCAGGAACCUGCCUUGUAAAAUUCACUGUCAUUGUUAGUUGCAAUCGCUAAAAAUCUAAUUUUCCGUCAAAUUCGAGUGUAGGUGCUCGAUUUUUCUUGGGAAAUGAAAUUUGGAUACGGGGUAUUCUAAAUGAUGAAUUUGGCGGAUCCAUCAAUGGGGCUACUGGCGGCGAGCGGAGGCGACACUAUUAAACUUUUUGAUGUUUCGGGGGAACCGGGAGAUCCCUGCAUCUUGAGCUAUACUCCGUCUCCGGGGUGCCUGGUCAACUCAGUCAAGUGGAACCACACUAAUUUGGUUGUGGCUAGUGCUGGAGAAGAUAAGAAGAUCUCCCUCUGGAGGAAAAAUGGGCAGAGCAUGGGAACUAUUCCAGUUGCUGGGACAGAUAGUGGAGACAACAUUGAGGAAUCUAUAUUGGCUAUUAGCUUUAGUAACAAGGGAUCCAGAUACAUGUGCUCUGGGGGAAGUGGUCAAGUAGUAAGAAUCUGGGAUCUACAAAGGAAGCGCUGUAUUAAAUGGUUGAGGGGUCACACCAGUACAAUAACUGGUGCUUUAUACAAUUGCAAAGACGAGCAUUUGGCUUCAAUCAGUCUAAGUGGGGAUCUUAUCCUUCACAAUCUUGCAUCUGGUGCAAGGGCGACAGAACUCAAGGAUCCUCAUGAACAGGUACUGCGGGUGCUAGACUAUUCCCGUAUUAGCCGCCACCUUUUGGUGACCGCAGGGGAUGAUGGCUCAGUACAUUUGUGGGAUACAACUGGUCGCAGCCCAAAGAUUUCUUGGUUGAAGCAACAUUCUGCUCCAACUGCUGGUAUUGGCUUCUCACCAUCAAAUGAUAAGCUAAUAGCUAGUGUUGGACUGGAUAAAAAAUUAUACACUUAUGAUUCUGGGUCUAGGAGACCAUCAUCUUGCAUAUCUUACGAGGCACCUUUCUCUUCAUUGGCAUUCAGAGAGGAUGGCUGGAUUCUGGCUGCUGGAACUAGCAGUGGUCGAGUGGUGUUCUAUGAUGUUCGUGGAAAACCACAGCCUUUUACUGUUCUUCGUGCUUAUGGCAGUUCAGAGGCUGUUACAAGUUUGUGCUGGCAAAGAUCAAAACCAGUUGUUGUAAAUGAGAGCACCUGCACUGCUGAGACAGCUCUUCUGGGAGGUGCUGUUGAAGAUUCCGUUCUUAUGCCUGAUCCUCUUCCCUCUGUAACAUCAUCAAGUGUUUCACUAUCUACAGCAGUGUCGAGUUCUCGUAAUCUUGGUCGUUCUGGUCUUUCUGUGGAAGCAUCAUCUCUUCCAUCAACUAGUAGUGAAACUGCAUUGAGUAUGCCUUCUUUUGCAGAGGAAACACCACAUCGAAGCCAUCUGUGGCCAAGCGGAAAGCUUUCAAGAUUACAUGCUCCUCGUACAAGUUAUAAUUUUAAGGAUGACAUGGAAGUGUUUUCCCCUCUUGUUGAUGUCCAGCCUAUCACACCUUCACUUUCUAAGCUCUGGGAUGAUCACGCAGCAAUGAAACAAGAUAAUAUAUCAAUUGAUAAGAAGUCCUCAUCUUUGUUGUUUCCUUCAGCUGGUAGAAGAUUUCCUUUUCCAGAGGAUGGGACAAAUGAUCAUCCGAUAUUCGAUUGGAAAGCCAGUUCAACUUCCAAACAGGAGGAGACCAGAUCUUCUUUUUCACUAUUGGGGGGAUCUACUCCUGCUCCAUCUUCAAAAAGUGAGGAUUCCUCCAUCACUCCUCCAGAAGCUUGGGGUGGAGAGAAACUAUCUGACAAACUUACCCACUUACGACAGCCACUCAAUUUGCCUUCUCGUUUUGGGAUGUUGACUUCUGGGGUCUUGCAUGAUCUUCCUUCUUCGGCUUCAACGAGUCAGACAAUUAUUAACUCUUUGACAAAUUCAAACACAAGUUUUUCAAAUCUGCGCCCAAGAGAUGUUUCUUCAACUCAGGAAAGUUCAUCAGGAUUUUCAGAACUCAUUUCCUCUAGUUCCAUAACUCAAUCUCUGAGUACAAAAAGCAUCAUUGGACAAACCAACCUUGAUGUUCCAGGAUCAGGCUCUUUGACUCUUCCUCGUAGAUUUUCAACUUAUGCUGAGAGAAUAAGCACAGCUUCUUCCUUAAGUGAUGGGAAUUCAAUUUCAGUGGGUUCUCCUAAAAUUAAGAAAACAGGUGCUGAAACCAGGGAAGAGCUUUUGAGUAGCUUGUUAUCAAGGUCUGACACAUCGGCUGUGACAGAACAAGGGAUUCUUCCAGCAGUAAAUGGAGGAAUCUCACAACCAAAUAAAGCCCUUCAGCUUGAUUCACAGCAGGGAAAUUCCUUCACGCUCCAGCUUUUUCAACGUACUCUUGAAGAAACUCUUGAUUCUUUCCAGAAAUCCAUCCAUGAAGACAUGAGGAACCUUCACAUUGAAAUUCUAAGACAAUUCCAUAUGCAGGAGAUGGAAUUUUCUAGUGUUAUGAGCUCAAUUCUGGAAAAUCAGGCAGAGCUGAUGAAGGAAAUCAAGUCGCUUCGGAAAGAAAACCAGGAGCUUCGCCAAUUACUUUGAGAAAUGAAGUUAUUUGUGAUCGCUAAUGGAUUCUGGAAUCUGUUCAUUUGCAUGGCUUUGCACUUUGUAGGUGCCUUCCUGUACUUCAGGCAAGUAGGAAUGCUUCUCUCAGCAAUUGUGCUGAAAGUUCAGAAGGGGGAGAAAAAGGACAUUAGAUUUAGGAUUCUUAUUCCUUGAUCGUGUAAAUAGAUGCCUUGUCUCAUAUGAAAUGAAAGCUUGUAAUUCAUUCGGUUUAAGAUGAAUUGCUAGGUUAAUUUUAUUAUCUUGUUCGAUUUUGGGAUUUAUCUUGGUUGUUUAGCUGAGUAGCACUGUUGUGUUAAAUGGUUGGAUUGUGAUUUUGGAGCAUUGUGAAAUGCAAGUAACUGGCUUGAAAAUU
Messenger RNA from Manihot esculenta (cassava), 3034 nucleotides. RefSeq names its product protein NEDD1. Gene Ontology annotation, molecular function: protein binding; gamma-tubulin complex binding. Gene Ontology annotation, biological process: regulation of phragmoplast microtubule organization; cell plate assembly; regulation of mitotic spindle organization. Gene Ontology annotation, cellular component: kinetochore microtubule. The record is from RefSeq and is a predicted model, not a curated record. The coding region runs from base 268 to 2658 and encodes 796 amino acids. The transcript is spliced from 10 exons. NCBI's taxonomy places the organism in Eukaryota, Viridiplantae, Streptophyta, Magnoliopsida, Malpighiales, Euphorbiaceae.